CUGUAAUGUUAGUUGCCUAGCCAUCAGGUUCAAAACAGUGUUCAAAAAAAUUGAACUGUGACCUGAAAAAUAAUAAUCUACUUAAAACAAAUUCACGUUUCACGUCGUUCUUGUCCACAUUGUUUUAAGGUAUUGGUAUGUAUGUGUUUUAGCCGUAAAUUUAAUGGUGAGAAGAAAAUGAACAUCGCAGUGCUACACCAAUAAGAUGCGGCCACAUAUCAUGCAUGAUAUUGAUAAUUGAAUAUUGUGGUUUGAUGAUAAAUUUAGAAAACGGAAGAACUUCAUAAAAAAGAGCUGGAGUCAGUAUCAAGUAGCAAAAAUGGGAAACAUGGCGUACAAGAAUUCUAUUGCACUCCUAUUUGUAGCAGUAUUCAUUCAAGAAUCUGUAUCUAUUACUGAAGAGGAUGAAGGGGUAAAAUAUGCUUCAAAAUGUGAGGUGUGCAAAAUUUUGGCAACAGAAUUGGAAGCAAGACUAGAUGAAACAGGAAAAACAAGUGAAGUAAUUGAAACAGGCUACCAUGUGGAUGAUGUAAAACCAAAAAAGAAAAAAGAGUAUGUAAAAUCAGAACUGAGGCUUGUAGAAUCGUUGGAAGGUGUUUGUGAUAGAAUUCUUGAGUAUAACAUUCAUAAAGAAAGAGAAGAUAGCACUAGAUUUGCCAAAGGCAUGAGCCAAACAUUCAAAACACUCCAUGGCCUGGUUGAUAAAGGAGUUAAAGUUGAACUGGGAAUCCCCCAUGAAUUGUGGGAUAAACCUAGUGUGGAAAUCACCAAUAUGAAGGUUCAAUGUGAAAAUUUACUGGAACAAAAUGAAGGUGAUAUAGAAAGCUGGUACUUCAAUCAUCAAGGAAAAGAACCUCUUAAGACCUAUCUGUGUGAAAAAAUAGUCUUGAAAGGGGGAGAUACCAAAUGUUUAAAUGAACAACUAAAAGGAGAUACUGAUAAUACAAAAGAAGAAUUGUGAUAUCUUGAAAAACAUUAUUUUCCAAUGUUUAAUGUUAUUGUGAUUUUUUAUUCUACAAAUAUGAUGUGUCAACUAAGUAGGUAUUUAUUUUGAACAUUUUAUUAAAUAUACUAUUAUACAGGGUUUUAUUAGUUUUACAAAUAAACUCAUGUUUGCUGGGAAGCAGCCUCCUGUUCCCUCUGAGCCUUUGUCUUCCUAAUAUGUUUUGGUUUGCCUCUUAAUGCUCGCAUUCUAUC
This is a messenger RNA of Acanthoscelides obtectus, 1197 nucleotides long. Lineage: Eukaryota; Metazoa; Arthropoda; Insecta; Coleoptera; Chrysomelidae. The record is from the annotation of a GenBank genome assembly.